This is a messenger RNA of Esox lucius (northern pike), 1718 nucleotides long. It is a transcript of the gene trmu, whose product is annotated as tRNA 5-methylaminomethyl-2-thiouridylate methyltransferase. The record is from RefSeq and is a predicted model, not a curated record. Bases 153 to 1403 code for a protein of 416 amino acids. Lineage: Eukaryota; Metazoa; Chordata; Actinopteri; Esociformes; Esocidae. Gene Ontology annotation, cellular component: mitochondrion. Gene Ontology annotation, biological process: tRNA wobble position uridine thiolation. The transcript has 11 exons. Gene Ontology annotation, molecular function: sulfurtransferase activity.
AGUACGGAUCCUAUUUUACGGAACGUUUUUUUACUAGUCGGGCAUGGUUUUGAGACGGACCGAAACUUGAUUAUAUCAGGACAAAAAUGAAUUAGUGAGCUUAUUGUACAACAAAUGAACAUAUAUUAACAUAGUGAAUAAAUAAUAAAAUUAUGGGCGUAGUUAGACAUGUUGUUUGCGCGAUGUCUGGUGGAGUUGACAGCUCUGUCGCGGCUUUGUUGCUCCGAAAAAGAGGGUACCACGUUACUGGAGUUUUUAUGAAGAACUGGGAUUCCCUGGAUGAAAUGGGUGUGUGUUCUUCGGAAAGGGACUGCGAAGACGCCUACAAAGUGUGCCAGAAUCUUGACAUACCCUUCCAUAAAGUUUCUUAUGUCAAAGAGUACUGGCACGAAGUGUUCACCAAUCUUUUAAAUGAAUAUGAGCAGGGUAGGACACCGAACCCAGACAUUCUAUGCAACAAAUAUAUCAAAUUCAAUCAUUUCUACAAGUAUGCCAUCAACUCCUUGGGUGCUGAUGCCAUAGCGACUGGCCACUAUGCCAGGACGUCACAGGAGGAUGACGAUGUGUUCCAACAGAGACUUGUAGCUCCUACCCCUAAACAUGUGUUCAGAGACCGCUUUGAGAUCAGGAACCCGGUGAGGUUGUACCAGGGAGCAGACCGUUUUAAGGACCAGACAUUCUUUCUCAGCCAGAUCUCCCAGGAUGCAUUGCGUCAUACAGUCUUUCCCCUAUCAGGACUCACCAAAGACUAUGUGAAGAAGAUGGCAGCUGAGGCUGGCUUCCAUCAUGUCCUGAGAAAGAAAGAGAGUAUGGGGAUCUGUUUUAUUGGAGAGAGGAACUUUGAGGAUUUCAUUCUAGAGUAUUUAGAUCCCAAGCCAGGGAACUUUGUCUCCAUUGACAAUGGGAAGAUCAUGGGUCAACAUAAAGGUUGGUUCACCUUGACACUAGGACAGAGGGCCAGGAUUGGUGGGCAGUUGGACGCAUGGUUUGUCGUGGACAAAGACAUCACUACUGGAGAAGUGUUUGUGGGUGCGACCACCAAUCACCCGGCACUGUUUAGAGACACGUUGCGAACUGACCGUUUUCAUUGGAUAACGGAGGACCCUCCCACUGAGCUGAUCCAGACUAAAAUGAUGGAGUGUCACUUCCGCUUCAUCCACCAGAUGCCUCUCAUUCCUUGUACUGUGACUUUAAACAUGGAUGGCUCUGUCUGGAUUAUGCUGUCUCGGCCAAUCAGAGCACUCACACCUGGCCAGUUUGCUGUGCUCUACAAGGGGGACGAGUGUCUGGGCAGUGGGAAGAUCGUCCGCCUUGGCCCCACCGAACACACGUUGCAACAGGGACGAGACCUUGUUAAGGGAGCCUCUGUGGCCAAUGAGAAGACACCAAAACCAGUCAGCUGAAGCUGAGAGACUUCCUGGAUAGGGACCUAGACCAGAACUGUUCUCUCUCCACUUAGACCUAUCAACACCUCGUAGUCACACUGCUGCCCGUGGACCCGGUCCACUAGCCUCGAAACACUGGUCCAAAAGUCUGUUCUACUGUAGGGCACUAGAAAAUGUGAAAUAUAUUUUAUUAUUGAGUGCCUUUUACUGUGGUGUAAUUUCACCUCUUUUGGACUACUUUAAAUAUACACCAUGUAAAUAGAGAUUAAAUGUAAUUCUGAAAUGAUGACCAAGUGAUCACAUUUCAUAUAGUAAGUGUUUUAUUGUGUUUGU